AUGGGUUCCCCAGAUGUCGAAAAGCCGGACGGCUUGACCGCCGCUGUCAAGAUCCCUCAACUAAGCCCCGAUCCGCUUACCGGCCCCAUUCCGGCGGCGGCAGCCCCUCUUCGACCCGUGGCUGCAGCAGAUGACGAGGUGAUGGAGAUGCCAACAUGGAAGAAAUGGGUAACGCUUGCGGUGGUUUGCUGGAUGGCCCUGCCCGUCACCUUCUCUGGUAGCUCCAUCUUGACAGCGACUUCCGAGGUUGCUGCCGACUUCAACGUCUCAACGCAUGCCAUUACCACAGCUAAUGCUGGCGUCUUCAUUGCCAUGGCUAUGUCUGCCUUGAUAUGGCUACCGACGAGUAAUAUCCUUGGUCGCAGAACAACUUAUCUCGUAGCCAACUGCCUCUUGACCUUGUGUUCGAUAGGAUCGGCGCUCUCAAAUAGCUUUGCCUGCUUCACAGCGAUUUGGGUCAUCGGAGGAACAACUGGUCCAUUCUUCCUCGUUGCAGGGCAAACCAUCUUGGCAGAUAUCUUUGAGCCUACAACUCGCGGAACUGCAGUGGGUUGUUUCUUGGGCAGCUGUGUGGCGGCAAACGCAAUUGCGCCGCUGACGGGAGCCGUCAUCGUGACCUUCACCAGUUGGCGAGUCAUCUAUGGGGUCCAGGCUGGCAUGACCUUUCUCGGUCUCAUCAUGGCCUUCUUCUUCGUGCCAAAAGCGAGCCAGCUGGCGCAUCUCAAAAUCGCCGUAGCAGAGAGAGCUCCUAUUCGGUCUUUGGGUGACUUGGCCCACGCGUUCAAUCCGAUGGGCGUUCUCCGCCAGUUCAAGUAUCCCAACAUCGUUGCGGCGAAUUUCGCCUGUGGACUCCUGGGAUUCAACCAGUACGGCCUUUUGAGUUCCAUACGACGAGUCAUCAACCCUCGGUUCGGCCUUACUACGCCUCUUAUCAGUGGACUUUUCUAUCUUGCCCCCGGAGCGGGCUUUCUAAUGGGAAGCACGAUCGGCGGCAGAGUCUCAGACCACACCGUUAAGCGAUACAUCCGGAAGCGUAAUGGUCUCCGUUUGCCCCAGGAUAGACUCAAGAGCAGCUUGCCAGCAAUUUUCUUCGUUCUCCCUGCCGGUACUCUGAUUUACGGGUGGAGCGUGCAAAAGGAAGUCGGCGGAAUCGCUUUGCCCAUCGUCAGCUGCUUCUUUGAGGGUCUCGGCCUCAUGUGGUCUUUUAGCGGUCUGAACACAUACUCCGCCGAGGCAAUGCCGGAACGCAGGACAGCUGUCAUCAGUAGUAAAUACAUCGUUCAGUACAGCUUCGGAGCUGGCAGCGUGGGCGGUCUGGUGCCAAUGAUCGACGCCAUUGGGGUCGGCUGGUCUUUCACCAUCACGGUAGCAACCGUGGGGAAACUGAAACCUGAGAUUCGUCUGGCUCAAACCAUCUCAGAAUUCAGCGUUUCUCUCAAGCGCCAUCAAGAUGACUCUCACAUCCGCUUCAAGAACUUGCAGACAAGAAGUCCACCAACCGCCAUGGGAGUUUUGCAAUUAACAGAAGAGAUCAAUCGAGAUGGGGCUCACCGUCACCGGUCUUGGAGGCCCAACGCCACCCGUCUCGUCACUGUCUUGGAGAGAAUUCGUCAAUUCGCCCCUAUUGGCGACGUCCUUGUUGGAGGCGCCCAAAACCUCUUGGCGUCUGGGGUUUGGGCCACGGUCAGGAUGACUCUGGAGAUAUCACUGAGCUUCCUGUCAUAUUUCGACAAAGUUUCAACUCUUCUGAUGAGGAUUGGUAAAUCGUCUUCUCUCCACAAGGAUUUCGCCUUGCUUUUUCCCACCUGUCGCCAGACUCAGGCGUACAUGUGCGAGUAUGUCAUUGUUUUCAUCAAAAUAUGCAAAAAGAUCACCAUCGACGCCCAUAAAUCAUUUGCGGCUCACCUCGCAACGUCUUUCACUUCCACCUUCGACUCGGUCUUCAAACCACUGGAAGACGACUUGCGAUCAUGGGGUCAGUUGAUUGAAAAUCGCGUAGCAGUACUCGUUGCAAAGGCCAAUGUUGAAAGCAACUCAUCUUCUAUUGAGAGAUUCAGCCGGUUCCAGGUUAUGAUUUCCCGCGAUGCCGCUCAUCGGGACCGAGAAACGCGUGCGCAUCGACUUUUUGAAGCCUUGGCUCCCAAUCAGAAGGAGUUCGAGUCCAUUUGGACGAGGGAGCGAAAGAAGGGGACCUCUAGUUGGAUCCUAAUCGACAAGAGCUACCAAGAGUGGCUGGGCACAAAGACUUCAGCAACGUUGUGGCUGCAGGGUAAUUUGGGGUCUGGAAAGACUGUCACCAUGGCCUCCGUGGUGGCAGAUUGUUUGAUCGCACAUAAAAAUCCUGCUGAGAACCACAAUAUCCUCGGCAGCAUUGUACAUCAAGUUUUGAGAAAUUCGUCUCUGGCCCGAUUCCUGGACAACUUUUUAGACGAACACGAAAUGAAGCAUCAAGUAUUCCAUGCCGAGUUUUGUAUUGACCUCUUGCUCUCCAUAACACCACCAGUCUGGCAAUGUAUACUGGUCCUGGAUGGCUUGGACGAAGCUCCUCUGGAAGAGGUGGAAUCAGUUUUCGGUCAACUUCAUCGACUUAUGCAAUUCAGACGAGUCAAACUGUGUUGCUCUUCCCGACCCACAUCUAGAUGCAAAUCCGUUGCAGCGUCGUCAAUUGGUAUCACCCAAACUAUUUCUUUCGAAAGUGUCGACAGAUCCGAAGACCUGGAAAGUUACAUAUCGGCCGAGGUCGAAAACUGGAAGCUCAUCAGGUCAAUAUCAAGCAGGCUCGAACAGCUGGUCAAGGAACAGCUACUAGUGCGUUCUCAGGGCAUGUUUCUGUGGCUCUCACUGCAGAUUGAGGCCAUUUGCCCCAAGUACACUCGAGAACUUCGUUCUGAGUCUGAAAUUCUCGACAUCAUCAACAAUCUUCCCCGAAAUCUUCCACAGGCGUUUGAUCAAGCAAUUUUAAGAACCCCGGACAUGAAGUACGGAUCGCGAGUUUUCCAGCUUAUCGCGUCAGCAGACCCAUGCCUUUCACUGGAUGAGCUUCGUGUGGCUCUGAACGUCCAACCCGGAUCCUCGAUCUGGAGUUCCUCAACUCUGCAUCCCUCCGGAUUCACUUUGGCCUCGACAUAUGGUGGCAGCCUAUUGGAGAUUGAUGAGGAGGACUCAUGUAUCAGGUUCAUUCAUCACAGUGUCCUGUUACACCUCGUUCAAGCCCCGGCGUUGCCUGCAGCUUCUCCUUACCACUUUCAUCUGCAUCAAGCAGAGUUUGAACUCGGUGCCAUCUGUGUCACUUAUCUCAACUAUGGGGUAUUCGAGAAUAGCAUGUCACAUGCCCAGAAUGUUUCGUUUGACAAGAUUCCUGGUACUGUGGCAAACUCGAUCUUAAGUCCAAAUGCCCUGACAAGAAGACUCAUUUCCCUUAUGUCCCUCGACAGGCGAGCUAGAGCUUCCAACGUAGAUCUAGAGCGAUUGAACUAUGACCUACACCAGUAUCGAUCAGAAAUCCAAGACGACAUCCAUCUGUUCCUCCCUUAUGCCAGCAAACACUGGCUCAGACUUACCAAGUGUUUCUCCGAGGCUAUCGACCCAUUGAUUUAUUCACUCUGGGAGAAUUUGGUGUCCGGUUCUGUAUCGUCCGCAUCAUCCAGCCUCCCUUGGUCUCCAGGCUCCGUGGCCAGUGCAACGAAAUGGUCCCUCUACAACCGUCACGGACCAUUGUUCCGACAUCUAUUGGGUAGCUCCGACGCCGUCGUCGUCAAGGAAGUCCUUCGGAUUACACUCACAGUGAUCAAACAGUAUAAAGUGGACCUGGAAACAUCAACAGCGGAGGCCUACCCCAUAAUCUCAAGACUAAAUGAACUACACCACCACUACCUACGCCACGAGUUCUUCCUAUCGGGAGAAGACGCUGGGCUCCUGGUCCCCACGUACCUACUACAUAUGGGUCUCGAUGUAACAGUGCUCAAUUCUUUAGUCGAAAUGGAAUGCCUGCCUUUUGGCACCGGCGAUAAAUAUUGCCAGUUUAAAGACCCAGUUGCCGUCGAAAUGGCUCUCAGUACCAUCGCCCGACAUGGGAUACCAAGAGUUCUACUUUUCCUUCAACAAGAAAGUCAAGAGGAAGCGGAAAGGGACAGAUGCAUCAAAUCUGCGCUACUUCUUGCGCACUAUCUUCCCAGCAUUGAUACUACCCUUAGCAAUGGUUCCACCAUUUUACAUACCGCUAUCAAGUAUGGAUUUGAGGACCUUGCAGAAACACUGCUCAAAGACCGAGGAGCAGAUCCAGACGGCGCCCGUCUCCAGGGCAUCUCCAGCCCCUUGCAGCUGUGUCUUCAAAAGAAGUUCAGGCACCUAGCUGUAAUACUGACCCAAAUGGGGGCUGACAUCAUCGCGACGCCAGACAACGGCCUUCCUCCAUUCUUUCUAGCCAUGGGUUUACGUGAUUUGCGGCUUUUUGAUGCAAUGUGGCACGGAAAUCCCCAUCGAUCAUCGCGCCAAUACGGUCCAAAGAAAGAAACAGCGUUCCAAUUUGCGUGCAGGGUCUACUGCGAUCCGAUUAGCAAAGACUAUCCAGACAUCUCAGAUGCUCUCGAUAACAUCCUCGCCAAGGACCCCGACGUGAACCGUCCCAACGGUGACGGUGAAACCCCGCUGAUGAUCACUGCCAUGACGGGCAAUCUUGAGUUGAUGGUACGACUCUUAGAUCAAGGGGCGGAUCCAACACUUGCGGGUGUUAAUGGGGCAACGCCUCUUCAUCUGGCAGUGGGGGAUACAGUUGCAAAGCUGCUUGAGGUUGGUGUUGACCCGAACAAGGUGACGCCUGAUGGCGUAUCACCGCUCAUGGUGGCCUCACUCCUAGGCGACAUUGCUGCUGUCAAGAUCCUCAUUCACGGUGGUGCGCUGCGUUUCCAGGCUGUCGCUGGUGCGGGGCCUCUGUCAGAGGGUGGAAAGGCACUCUUCAGAAUGUCAAAGAGAUACCCGAGAUUCUACGACGCGGAAAGCUCUACUCGCAAUGCAACAAUAGACAAGAUCGAGGCAGGUGAUACAGCCCUCUCACUCGCCAUAGCUCGGCUGGAGUUUAUGACUGGCGAUAAGGAGCAAAUCAGUCGUCUACGUCAGAUUGUGAAGGACACUGUCAAUAAGGAUUCCCAGAACAAAGUCAGGGCAAAGGUCACGCAUAUCACGGAACGAUGGGAUGACUUCGAGACGAUUGUGCUUGAAUUGCUCUCACGGAAGCAUGGCGCAGUGCUUUGGCCAGAGAGGGAAGCUAUCACGCGCCGGUACCGACACACACAUUGCUGGCAAACAAUCUUAGUCGCGACCCGUUGA
Molecule: messenger RNA, 5325 nt
Organism: Colletotrichum paranaense
Lineage: Eukaryota; Fungi; Ascomycota; Sordariomycetes; Glomerellales; Glomerellaceae
Product: major facilitator superfamily transporter
Exons: 8
Coding region: 1-5325 (1774 amino acids)
Biological process (GO): transmembrane transport
Cellular component (GO): plasma membrane
Molecular function (GO): transmembrane transporter activity; protein binding
Source: RefSeq, a predicted model, not a curated record